AUGAAUUGGAACAAUUUUGAAUUGCCACAUGAACCAUCAAUUGAUUUAGCAGACCAAGCUUUGUUAUUUGAUCCUUGUUUUAAUAAGUAUAAAAAGAAAAAAGGGUACUAUGCUACAGGAGUACCUGUUGUAAUGAAAGAAGGAGAUGUAUGUGAAGUACCAAAUCAAUUUGGAGUUCAAGAAUUAGCUAAUGCCAUUCCAUACUAUACAUCUCGGGUAUUAGCAGAAAACCAUACUAUUGAUGAAACACACAACUAUUUUAAUUUAAUGCAAAUAAUUAAUGUAAAAAAUAAAAAGUAUUUUAUUUAUUCUCAUAAAGAAGGAGAGGUAGAACUUUGUUUAUUUAAUGGAGAAAUUAUUCCUAAAGGAAGUAUUGUUUGUGGAGGUAUUAUCAGAAAAAUUGUUGUUAUUAAAGAGACAUUAUGGAAGAAUCCGUCAACACCUAUUACACCACCACCAAUAUUUUGUAUUGCUAAUGAAAGUAAUAUAUUUGUAUAUGUUAUGGAAAAUGAAAAUCCAAUAAGAAUAAACGAAUUUCAUAUUAAUGAUAAAAUUGAUGAUAUUCAAAUGAUUUGUACUGAUGACAUUUAUUUAAUUAUUGCUGUAAAUAAUAAAAUUCAUUUAAUUUCAAUAAAUACAAAAGAAGAUAAUGAAUAUAUAAUUCCAUAUAGAGAAGGAGAUGAUGGGGAGGCGAGAAUUACAUUUAGCUUAUUUCCUAAAUUAAUUAUUUGUAGAGGUUUUGGUAUGUAUACAUUAAAUAUAUUAACUAAAGAAGUUGAAACAAAGUACGGAUUUUCUGAUAAAGUUUUUGCUUUAACAAGUCAUAUAUAUUUUCCAUUUCAUGUUAUAGUUAUAACUGAAACAUCCCUUUUUAUUAUGGACACAAGAACAUUUACUGGUGUUGCAUCUCAUCUUCAUGUAAUUCCAAAACAACAUUUAUAUUAUGACGUAGAAUGUUUUUUUUAUGAAAAUAAAUUAACAUGUAUUAUUCCAACAGAACGUUAUUGCAUAAUAGUCCCCUUUAAGUUUAAUGUUGAAAAAUUACAGUUUAGUACUGAAUAUGCCUCUUGUCUUGUUAAACUUCCAUUAAUACUUCCAUUUAUUAAAAAAAAAUUACAUUAUAGGAUUCUUGGGUUUUAUGCAAUUCCUCAUGAAAAUGAACUUAUAAUGAUACUCAUUGAUACUGAAAGAAGAAUUACUGCUCAAAAAUUUACUUAUGGAGAAUACAAUGAAGAUAUUAAAAAGCACUCUAUUAUUCUUUCUGAAAAACACACAGUAGAAAGACCUAUACCAUUAUUUAGAAGAAAGAUAGAUAUGUACCGUGAAUUUUUAGAUAAACAAUUAUCAAAGGAACCAGCUGUUAAAAAAAAGAUAAAACAGGAAGUGUCUGAAAAUAAAAACACUAAAGUCAAGAACAUUGAAUACAAACACACAGAAAAUUUCUUUUAUAAUUACGCAUUAAAAAAGUAUGCAAAAAAAGAUAAAGAAGAAAUGGAACUUAGAAAAAAAGAAUUACGCAAAAGAAUUGAAAGUAAAAAACCAAAAGUAAUAAAAGAACCUAAACCAAAGAAACCUCAAAUCAAACUACCUAAAGAAAGGAAAAAGAGAGAAGGAAGUGGAAUGGUAUCACUUAAUGCUCUUAGACGUCACAAACACUGA
Molecule: messenger RNA, 1659 nt
Organism: Entamoeba dispar SAW760
Lineage: Eukaryota; Evosea; Mastigamoebida; Endamoebidae
Exons: 1
Coding region: 1-1659 (552 amino acids)
Source: RefSeq, a predicted model, not a curated record